AUGGCGAAAAGAAAGAACGAAAACAGGAGCUUUCUGGACAGGUGGGAGACAGAAUAUCUGUUUACCUAUGUAAAAGACAGACCUGUUUGUCUUGUAUGUGGAGCUCAUGUGGCUAUAACCAAGGAGUACAACAUUAGACGACACUAUGAAACGAAACACCAAGAGAAGUACAAUGACCUGGACAUGACUCAAAGGCGCCGGAAAGCAGAAGAGAUGAAAAGAAGUAUUGUUUCUCAACAGACUAUGUUCAAAAAAGCCAUAUCACAAAGUGAGGCUGCUGUAAAGGCUGGUUUUGUUGUGGCAGCAGAGAUCGCAAAAUCAGCCCGGCCCUUCAGUGAGGGUGAGUUUGUGAAAAGGUGUAUGAUGAAAGUUUGCGACGUUGUGUGCCCAGAGAAAAAGCAAGCAUUUUCAAAUGUUAGCCUGAGCAGAAACACAGUAGCUGAUCGCACACGUGAACUUGCCAACAAUCUAUAUAACCAGCUGAUGGAGAAGGGAAACAGUUUCGUUGCAUUCUCCCUCGCUGUGGAUGAAAGCAGCGACGCCUCUGAUACUGCCCAGCUUUCAGUCUUCAUCCGUGGUGUGGACUCAACUCUCUGUGUUACAGAAGAACUUUUAGGAUUAAAAUCAAUGCAUGGCACAACCACAGGGAAGGAAAUAUUUGAAGAGGUUUCCAAAUGUCUAACUGAAAUGAAGUUGCCAUGGGAAAAACUUGUGGGGUUAACGACAGAUGGUGCACCAGCGAUGUGUGGUCAAAGGAGCGGACUGGUGGGCAGGGUACGGGAGAAGAUGCGAGCGGAGAACUGUGCAGGUGAGCUGACUGUUUACCACUGCAUCAUACAUCAAGAAUCACUUUGUGGCAAAGCCCUAAGGAUGGAACAUGUUAUGACCGCAGUAACACGAGUAGUUAACUUUAUAAGAGCCAAAGGUCUGAAUCACCGCCAAUUCAAAUCUUUUCUUGAGGAGUGUGGUUCGGAAUACGGAGACGUGCCAUAUCACACGGAGGUGAGGUGGUUAAGCCGAGGAAAAGUACUGAACAGAUGUUUCGAGCUACGUGAGGAAAUAUUUCAGUUUCUGGAAAGCAAAGGGCAAGACACAGCUGAGCUCAGGGAGCAGGAGUUUCUGUGUGAGCUGGCCUUUAUGUGUGAUAUCACGAGCCAUCUCGAUGCGCUGAACCUGCAGCUUCAGGGACGGGGGCGUAUCAUCACAGAUAUGUACGCUGCAGUGAGGGCUUUUAAAACGAAAUUGUGCCUGUGGCAGAAUCAGAUACUACAAGGAAACCUGGGCCAUUUUCCCUGCUGCCAAACGAUGAACAUGCAAAUCUCUACUGCUGUGUUCCCAUGUGCACAGUUUGCUGAAAAACUCUGUGUACUCAGUACUGAGUUUACCCGGCGGUUUGCCGACUUUGAUGCCCAGAAAUGUCGAUUUGAACUGCUCAGUAAUCCUUUUGCAGUUGACGUGGCAAAAGCACCAACAAACCUCCAAAUGGAGCUGAUUGAACUCCAGUGUAGUGACACGCUGAAGUCAAAGUAUGAUGCUGUGGGCGCUUCACAAUUUCCACAUUUCAUCCCUGACACAAUGCCUGGGCUCCGCACCCACGCUGCUCAGAUGCUAUCCAUGUUCGGCAGCACUUACCUAUGUGAGCAACUAUCCUCGAUGAAGAUGGCUAAAACAUCUCACAGGAGACGUCUGACCGAUGAACACCUUCACUCUAUCCUGAGGAUUUCCUCAGCUCAGAGCCUGAGCCCAGACAUUGAGGAACUAGCAUCCAAGAAGAGAUGCCAGGUAUCUGGCUUGGACAUAUCAGAGUAG
Molecule: messenger RNA, 1809 nt
Organism: Pelmatolapia mariae (spotted tilapia)
Lineage: Eukaryota; Metazoa; Chordata; Actinopteri; Cichliformes; Cichlidae
Product: general transcription factor II-I repeat domain-containing protein 2-like
Exons: 1
Coding region: 1-1809 (602 amino acids)
Source: RefSeq, a predicted model, not a curated record